AUUUGGCCUCCUCACUUGAGGCUACUUGCUUUGGCUGGCUGCAGCAUGAAGACCGGGGUGGCCGCCCUGGUUGGGGGCUUACUGGGGGGCUUGGGUGUGCUCUGCUUCUUGGUGUCGUUCGGCACGGAUUACUGGCUGUUAGCGAGCGACAACUGUGGUGGGCUCGGACAGCUGGAGACAACACUUCACACUGUCAGUGCUAAGGAGCAGGCCAACAGCACCGAGGGAGUGGAGGUGACAGACCCCAGCCUACCCUCACUCACUCUCCAUCAUGAGGGCUUCUUCUGGCGCUGUCUGUUCCAGAGCGACUCUUCGUUGCAUGUAGUGUGGGCUGUUUUGUUCAUGAACCAGCCAAGAUCUAAAGCCUGUGUUCAUGGAUACCUCUUCCCUCUACCUGUUGCGGUCGGACCCGUCCCUCAUCCGAUUUACGAUGCCACUGCAGUGUUCCGUGGCUUCUGGACCAUGCUUAUAAUCCUGGCCAUUGCUGCUAGUAUGACUGGUGGAUUCCUGCUGGUGUGUGCGGUGCCUUUUGUCAGCCACAAACUCUACAAGGCGGGUGGUGCCUUUUUCAUCACAGCAGCAUGUCUUUUCCUGGUGCUGGUGGGCCUGUUCGUUCUGUGGAAGGAGCUAGUGGAUGUGAGGCGAUACAUCCUACAGGAGCGAGGGGAGGACUGCCCUGAUGCCCAUCUGGAGGCACACUAUGGCUGGUCCUUCAUGGUGGCGGUGGCUGGUAUCCCCUUGGUCAUACUCUCUGGCAUCCUUUUCUUUUGCAUAGGAAAGCACCUUCAGAAACACACGUAAGAUGGCAGAGUGGGAAAGAGAGCUGACCGAACAGUGGGCACAGCUGGGAUGGAAACAGAUCAAAAUGAUGUGCAUGCAAUAGAACUGUGUCUCAUAAUGUUUCUACCUGCUUAAAAUUGAUUAGAAAAGUCAAUGCAUCGAUCUCAAAUUUCAAA
Molecule: messenger RNA, 956 nt
Organism: Pygocentrus nattereri (red-bellied piranha)
Lineage: Eukaryota; Metazoa; Chordata; Actinopteri; Characiformes; Serrasalmidae
Product: transmembrane protein 182-like
Exons: 5
Coding region: 46-801 (251 amino acids)
Cellular component (GO): membrane
Source: RefSeq, a predicted model, not a curated record